This is a messenger RNA of Sardina pilchardus (European sardine), 996 nucleotides long. It is a transcript of the gene coq10a, whose product is annotated as coenzyme Q10A. Bases 181 to 924 code for a protein of 247 amino acids. The record is from RefSeq and is a predicted model, not a curated record. Gene Ontology annotation, biological process: cellular respiration; ubiquinone biosynthetic process. The transcript has 6 exons. Gene Ontology annotation, cellular component: mitochondrion. NCBI's taxonomy places the organism in Eukaryota, Metazoa, Chordata, Actinopteri, Clupeiformes, Clupeidae. Gene Ontology annotation, molecular function: ubiquinone binding.
UACAUUCCCUGCAAUGACAGGAACGGCAAUACACUAACGUUAAACACAUAAGAACCAGCACUGUGCGUUCGAGUUGACCUGUUACAUAAUACAACUUCACUUGCAAAUCCUUUGGACUAGCAGGUGGUCUUGUUUGGAUUACAAAACCAUAGGAUGGAGAAAUGAUGUCUGGUCAGCUCGAUGGCUGUUUCUCUAGCCGCUCGUCGGCUACCGAUGGGAGUACGAACAUUCAGUGAUUUUAUUGAAAUUGUGACACUUGGCUCGACCCAUUCCACAUCUGCAAGCUCAAGGGUACUACGGAAACAACCAAUCAGGUACCUAGCAUCAUGCGGCAUCCUUAUGACAAGACACCCCAGAUUGUGGUACCAUUUUGACAGAAACCCAGUACCCAUACCUUCAAGCCGAACCUUAUUCAGUCUGACCAAUAAAAGGAAACAGUACUCAGAGCGCAGAAUUAUUGGUUACUCCAUGCAGGAGAUGUAUGAAGUGGUGUCCAAUGUGGAUGACUAUAAGCACUUUGUCCCCUGGUGCAAGAAGUCCCAGACCAUUAUGAAGAGGGCCAGUCACGCCAAGGCCCAGCUGGAAGUGGGGUUCCCUCCUGUAGUGGAGAGAUACACAUCCAUGAUCACUAACGUCCGGCCUCACCUGGUCAAGGCUAUAUGUUCAGAUGGCAGACUCUUUAACCACCUGGAGACGAUAUGGAGAUUCAGCCCGGGUAUUCCUGGGUAUCCCCGAACAUGCACAGUUGACUUUUCUAUCUCCUUCGAGUUCCGCUCCUUGAUUCACUCGCAGCUGUCUACCAUGUUCUUUGACGAAGUCGUCAAGCAGAUGGUGGCCGCCUUCGAGCACCGCUGUGGCAAGAUCUACGGCCCCGAGACACGCAUCCCCCGAGAACUCAUGUUCCACGAGAUCCACCAAACGUGAGCUCUGCAUUGGGACCUACAGCAGGAUGAGCACUGUCAUGUGCUGAUGUGUGUAUGUGUGUGUGUGUGGGGG